Papaver somniferum (opium poppy) is the source of this 1109-nucleotide messenger RNA. RefSeq lists its product as uncharacterized. The record is from RefSeq and is a predicted model, not a curated record. The transcript is spliced from 5 exons. Lineage: Eukaryota; Viridiplantae; Streptophyta; Magnoliopsida; Ranunculales; Papaveraceae. Bases 205 to 759 code for a protein of 184 amino acids.
AAUAACAUAUCACAUGCUACACACGAAACAUAGACAAAAAUUAGAAUAGAAGAAGAAGAAGAAGAAGAAGAAGAAGAAGAAGAAGAAGAAGAAGAGACUGUUAGCUUGUACUAGUUUUUAGUUUCCACUUCUACUGAAACUCUCCCUUCAGAUCUUUGCAGAAGAACGAACAACAGAGUGAGAGGGAGUUCGUUUUGAGAGAGAAUGGAUGAUGUAACAGCUAUAGCAGCUUCAAUUAUACAAAAUACAGUCUCUUCUUCUGCAACAACAACAAAUUCUUUUGUUUCCAAAUAUUUAUCAAUCUUUACAAAUUUGGCUCUAAUUUCAGCAAUUAUUGCUUUUUCUAUUGCUCAGCUCAUAAAGUUCUUCCUCAUCCGGUAUCAAGAAAGCAGAUGGGAUGUUAAGCAGUUAAUUGGAUCUGGGGGGAUGCCAUCAUCACAUUCUGCCACAGUUACUGCUCUUGCAGUUGCCGUUGGAUUUGAAGACGGUUUUGGAGGAACUUCUUUUGCUACUGCCAUGAUUUUCGCUUGUGUUGUGAUGCAUGAUGCACUUGGUGUUAGAUUGCAUGCUGGACGACAAGCAGAGGUUCUGAAUCAAAUCGUAUUUCAACUUCCAGCUGACCAUCCUCUCAGUGAAGCAAGACCACUGCGUGAACUUAUUGGUCACACUCCUGUUCAGGUUCUAGCAGGGCUAAUUUUGGGAUUGGUCACAUCCGUUAUCAGUUGCUUAGUAAAAGCAGCUGUUACUCAAGCUUGGUGACUACGCAGAUUCUAGCUCAACAUCUUGAAUCAUGGAAUCCCAAUCAAGCAUACAGAGCACCAAAGAAAAUCGCGCAACCAACACUUGAUUAACUCAAUAAGAAGAUUACAUGUUUUUGCAUCUCAACAACGAAGGAAAAUUUUUGAAAUUUUGUUGAUCAUUUGCAUCUGGAGAAAAUGUUCCUUUUUUCUCAGCUGCAUUAUUUGUUAGGGGCCAGUACAUGAUGGAUGAGUUCAACAAGUCUGUUUGUACUUUGUACAGUAAAUCUAUGUGUUUACGCAUUAGUGCAACCUUUUGGUCACAUGUUUUUGAUUUUUUUUCUCCCAAAGGUUACCUGCCUUUCUCUUGGA